CACGUGAUGAAGCUUCCCUGUUGUCAAGAUACGCUUGAAUGUUCAUUAGGUGAAAAGAUGUAUAUAAAGGUAAAUUAAUUGAUCUAUUAUAACCGAGAAUUGUUUGAUUGCUGUUCCCACAAACAACUCUUACACUUGGAGAUUGAAUUAACGGAACAUUUUGGCUGAAUAUUUUGACGGGCACCUGUUGUAAAUGGAGGAUAGUGAAUUGUAAUCAAUUUAUUUGACAAAAUGGGAACAAUGAUACUGCAAUCCCAGAUUGGGGCCCUGGAGAAUGGACUGAAAGAUUUACGUAAAUCUAGGCUGAUGCAAAUACGAGAAUUUAAAGACAUGUAUGGUGCUAUAGAAUGUCAUCACAGAGACUUAAGACUGGCUCAUCUCACUGGUAAAGCCAAAGAUCUCAUGGUACAGGCCGAGCAAGACACAAGAUUUUUUCAUAUUUUGAUCAAAAUGAUGUGUGAAGUCAAACAGACUUCUUCAAUGAAACAAAAAGACUCCUUGAUUAAAGUUCAUCAUUGGUACACUUCCAACAAACAUAUUCUCCAUACAGCCCCGCGAUUUGGGAAACAAAGAAAAGAUUCCGCAUCCAGUAAGACUGCUGCACCACGGGCAAAAACAGCCUCUGCUAAACGAACAAAAAGUACCAAGACACACGCCCCUACCAAACAACAGGAAGUGGAGACAACUACAGUCAGACUAGCAUCAGCUGAUGGAUCUAAAAAUAGAAUCUUCUGUGAGACUCCAUCUAUAAGAACAGAAUCUCCCUACAAAACAGGAACCUUUGACCUUGACCUUCUGCCAUCUAAUCAAGAUUAUGUAAAUGAUUAUUUGUCAACAAAUUACCUUCCUGAUGGAGAUAAUAAUAAGAUGUCAUCGCUACAACAUUUCCUGAAUGACCUACCUGGUCCCAGUGACACAGGUUCUCACCUUGCUGGACAACACUUUCAGAUACACAAAUCUCCUGGUUCUCUUGGUGAUAGUGGAGACACGCCCCCUGGAUCCCCACGAGAAGAUAUAGAUGGUUCAGCCGUCAGUCCUAACUACAUUGACAGUUUAAUUAACUACAGUCAUAAGAAUGAGGAUGACAAUGAGGGGCCAGAGUUUGAAGUAGAAGUUACUAUUGGACCUGACGAUUCAGACAUGCAUGAGUCACGGAGAAAACUGUCACGGGGUAGGACACCAUCGGCAAGUUUCAGGAGAGAUCAAGUUUUAUCAGAUCAGUCAUCAAACAUAUCUAUAGCGUUGCCUAAGAAGAUGAUUCACCCUAUAGCUAGCUUGGUGAACCCCCAUGCCACCCUAGCAGCAGCAGAGGCUAAGAGGGCUGAGGAGGAGUAUCUGAAUUCUAGACAGGAUGUGUACACACCAUUGAGGCCAAGCAGACACACAAGUGCACAGAUGAGAAGUCACAUGACCACACCAGUUGGUGGACGACCUCUGUCAAAUACUAGGGCAGAGAAUCUCAAUCAGUGGAAAAACUUCAAUCAGGAUUUCUCCUACGGUCAAGAUAUAUUAGGAAAGCUGAACUUUGUUGGUCGCAGUGGAACAGCGUUAGAUGUUCGUUACUCAUCACAUGGACAUGGCGAGUCCCCAGAGAAUACUACUCCAUAUGUACUGGCUUAUCUGGCCAACCAAUCACUUGUGAUGCAGUCAGCCCCAAUCCAAGUGGACAAAGAAAAUCGCCUUUUAAAUCGGCCACUGGAAGAGUUUUAUGAAAUGGCGGAGGAUUAUUGUCCAUCUAAACUUCCUAAGUACCAUCAUCCUGUGGUCAGUAAACCACCGACUCAACCGAAGUCAGCUCCACCAAAGUCUUCACGGUCAGAUGGCACCAAUAAAUCAGCCAGAACUCAUCAACUCGGUAGAAAUCUACUGGAAAAGGAUGAUAAGAAGUCAGAAGUCAAGGACAAUGAUAACAGAAGUAGAUCAGAGGUCAAAUUAGAUGUGGUUGUCAACAUGAUAGGGUCUGUUUCUGAAGAUAUGGUCCAUUUUAAGGAAAAGCUUGCACCUCAGCCUGUUGCAGGAUUCAGACAGCCAGCUAGUACAGGAGUGUCUAUGAAACCUUUGUCCAGACCAGCAACAGCUUCAGGCAUCAGAAGUCCAAGUCCUAUGAUGAGGACUAAUUCUCCAGUUGGUAACCAUGACAACCUUGCACGUUCUCAGUCCAGUCCAUACCUGUCAGAGGAUAUAUUAAUUAAUGAGGACACAUCAAGAUCUGCUCGUUCAUUACCGUCUAAUCGUAUGGUACAGGCCAUUGAUUGGAGGGGGAAGAUAGCUCCUGAUUCUGUCAGAUACAAUGAAAGUCAAAAUGAAAGAGGGCAGAAAACUCAGUUUGGUGGACAUACAUAUGUGAAGAAAAUGCCCAAGGGUAAGAGACCAGUAGGAGCUACCCAUGCUGGUAACCGUCCUAAAACUGCUCCUGUCACAGCCAGGGAGAAAUGGAAAACUGAUAAGCCAAGUGAUCACAACACCCGAGUUGAAGGUCAAGCUGCUACCAAUACCAUGACACAGGUCGACCAGAAUGUUGUUGAUUCUAUGAUGGUAGUUAACCAUAUUCUCGGCUCUAGUGAUUCAAGUUUACAGAGGUACUUUAAGGGGUCUGGAUCGUUUAAUUCGCUGUACUUAGAUGAGAAUUUCCUAAAGACUUUUAAUUCAAGAGUUAUGUCUGCCAGUGGCACAACAAAUACAAACACACCUGUACCUAUGGAAUAUGUUCCUAUUGUAGCUAAUGCUCCAAGGUCACUGCCAGGAUUGCUAGGUUAUGAGAAGUUAUGGGAAAGUCGUACACAAAGUCGUUUGACGAGGAAAUCAGAGAGAUCUGACAGUCGCAUUCAAGAGCUACUCCCAGAGGAUGAACUAGAUGAUUAUGUGACUGAGAAACAAGAGGCCGAAGAAGUUUAUUCCCAGACAGGCAUAGUAACAACUACUCCCGUAGAACAGGACAAACCAACAGAUGAGGAAGUAGAAUUACAAGAACAGGAUGCAGAAUUAUUGGAGACAGUAGAGAAGCAAUCAGAAUCUGUAGAUAACUUAACAGAUACUGUUGACAAGGCAACAGAAUCUGACGAGGAGGAAGUAGAAACUGCAGAGAAGGGAACAGUAACUGAAGAAGAGAAUGUAACCCACCAAUCACCUCACAUUAUACAUCCCAUACAUUUCUCACAAGAUUUACAUAAUGGCGAUGUUCAUUUAGAAGUUUUGGCUAUUCCAUCUGGGGGUAGGUUACCUUCAGCUCAUCCAGAAAAACAUGGAACAAUCCAAGAAUUGUCAGCAUCAGAAAGUUGGAAUUUUUGCCCUGAUGGAGAAAUAGUGGAUGUAAAAGAGAAAAAGAAAGCCUAUUCUAGAUUAUCCCAUCGUGACGGACAUUGGUUUAAAGAAAUUGUAAAACCAGAGAAUUAUUGUUUUGAGUGUAUACCUGAUAGUAUGUCAACUAAAGUGGGUCGCCAAGCUGGCAGGAUGCCAAACGGAACACAAAGUGCUUCUUCACAGGUGCUACGUAUGUCGAGGAAACAGACAGAAUAUUUUAAACAUGCCCCGCCCCUCAGGACUCCUCCCUCUAUUCCCAGUGCUUCACAUCGACAGUCACAGUUUAUAGACCAAUCGCCCCGGUACGGACAGACAUAUAGCUCAGAAUUAGAACACCAUGCAAGGUCCACCAGAAGUCCAAGGCAUUAUAUGGAACAAGUGGUUGAUUUAAGGACGAAUGGUGUAAGAUCAGCCCCUCCUGGCAGUCAUUCCGGAUUAGAUGGUCCAUUAUCAUCAUCAUUACAUGUAUCAAGAUUGUCCUCCAGACAGAAUACAAUGAUUGAAACCUCCAGAAGUGGUAUAGAACAUGAGAAAACAAUAUAUCCCAACAAUGCUCACAUAGAAAUAGCAGCAGACGGCACCAGACAUGUUGUCUUUAAUGAUGAGAGAUUAGAAUCUGUGGCGGAGUCUGGAGUGGUCAAUGGUCACGGUGAGGAAGCUCAGGACAGGUUUAAAUCAGCAACAACGCAGAAGUCACGAAGAUCUAACCAAUCUAUAUCUCGUGUGGGCAGACCUAUAGCUCAUUAUUAUAACAUUAAAGAUCCUUAUGAAACAGCAGCAGCUUUCAAACUUCAGAAAGAGGCUGAAGCAGCUGUGGACAUUCAGAGAAUAUUCCGAGGAUUUGUAGCCAGAAAUAUGUACAAAAAGUUAAUAAAGGAAGAAAGAGAGAUAUUGGAAGACCAGAGAAAGGCCGCUAUAGAAAUACAGAGAGUAUACAGAGGACAUUUGAUACGCAAAACUAAAAUACUGAACCGUCCACCCGUAUCAAACGAAUCAUUAGAAUGGGCAAGGGAGCUCAAAAUAGUACAAGCGGAGAAAGCUCAAAAACGACAAAACAAAAUGGAGGCACUAUCCAAUUUAAACACCCUGAAUCAUCAAUCAAGUUCCUCCAAACUGUCAACCAUUGGACCUCAUGUAGAGAUCUACCAAAUAUACCACCCUAAACUAACAGGACCAACAAAGAAGGAACUUUAUGAUGCUGCUACUUCAAUUCAGAAAAAUGUCCGACGGUUCUUAGUGAGAUGUCGAUUUGACAGACUCUAUAGAAAGGCUGUUUGGUAUGGAUCAACAUGGCCAAAAAUGGUCAAAGACUACAAGAAUUCCUUGAAGAGAUGUCAACAUAGACAUGGAGUGGAUAGAGCUAAAACACCCUUUACCAUAGAAUAUAUGAAUGAUUAUAUGGAGUCUAGGAGAAGAUUUGAGAGUGUAUUUGACAAGAAGGCCUUUGCUGGAGAAAUGGAGUUCAGUGAAUUAGACCAGUUUUUCAGAGAGAGUGAUUUGUACCCAUCACAGUCAGAGAUUGAGGAAGCUGUGGAUGUCGUGUUUCAAGGACAAGCCUCAUCCAAGAAAGGUUUACGUAAAAGUGAUUUAUUAGAACUCGUGUGGUACAUCUAUGUACCCAAAGCAGCAGGUUUACCCAACAUGCGACAGUCAACCUGGUUAAAUCCGAUCAUAGAUGGGGUGGAGGCUCGUAAACUGAUAGCGGGCAAACCUAGUAAAAAGGGAGCCUUCACAAGAAGUGAAUAUGUAGAGAAAGCUCCAUUAGAAGUUUGUGCAAAACUAGUUAUUGACUCAAAACGAGAGAGACGAGAAAAAGAAAAGUUAGAAAACCUUAAACGUCAGGACGAAGAUGCUGCCAAACUUAAGAGAGAUCUUAGUGCGUUCACAUACGAGGAGGAGGAUGAAAAUGAGGGAAUAAAAGGAGAACUGGCUAGAACUAGAGAGAGAUUAUCCUCUACUAAGUCCAGGGAUGAUAGUCAGAAUUAAAGGAGAAAUAUCUAGAACUAGAGAGAGAUACUAUCCUCAAUUAAGUCUAGGGAUGAUAGUCAGAUUUAGUAUCAGAUUAGCAUCAGAAUAUAUUUAAGUUUGUUAGAAUCAUGAAGACCCAUGACUUGUGUGCCUUCAGGAAUAUCAGAAUCAAAGAUAUACAUGACAUGCAUGCCUUCAGUAACAUGUGCACACAUUUUUAACUGCCAGUUUUGUCAGAACCUAAAGUUCACAUGACAUGCAAGCCUCAAGCCUUUUGGAUUGUCAGAAUCAUGAACACACAUAAUUGCAUGCCUUUAAGAGUGUAAAACUCAUAUCUGCUUUCAGGACAAUUUGGACAUUUGUAAUUCUAACAAUUGUUUCCUAAAGCAUAUGCAAGACUUAGACAUGUAAAUUUCUUACAAAUUUAUGUAAUUUUUUUAACAAUGUGGAUUUCCUGGUCCAUUUUAUUAUUUGUUUUAAUUAAAAUGCAGGUUGGUGAGGAGAAAUAAUCUUUUGACUGUAAUCAGAAAGUUAGAAAUAAAGCAGAGCUAAAAGUACUGGACAGGAUAUAAGAAGGAUUUAAAUUGAAAGGUACCUUGAUUUGAGGUGUGCAUACUUCAUUGUUAAAUAUCAUAACUAUUUAUAGAAUUUAUAAUAUGAUUAUUUGUUUUAGUAAGCUUGAUUUUCCAAAGUUUACAUGUUUAGAUUGUUCAUUUAUUUAUGAGUCUAGUUAGACUAAAUCUCAUAAGUUAUAUGAGUCUAGUUAGACUAAAUCUCAUAAGUAAUUUGAGUCUAGUUAGACUAAAUCUCAUAAGUUAUAUGAGUCUAGUUAGACUAAAUCUCAUUUAUUUAUGAGUCUAGUUAGACUAAAUCUCAUAAGUUAUAUGAGUCUAGUUAGACUAAAUCUCAUAAGUAAUAUGAGUCUAGUUAGACUAAAUCUCAUAAGUUAUUUGAGUCUAGUAAGACUAAAUCUCAUUUAUUUAUGAGUCUAGUUAGACUAAAUCUCAUUUAUUUAUGAGUCUGGUUAGACUAAAUCUCAUUUAUUUAUGAGUCUAGUUAGACUAAAUCUCAUUUAUUUAUGAGUCUAGUUAGACUAAAUCUCAUUUAUUUAUGAGUCUGGUUAGACUAAAUCUCAUUUAUUUAUGAGUCUAGUUAGACUAAAUCUCAUAAGUUACCUAUCUGUUUUCUCACGAAUAAGAGUAAGGAAUACAUUUUAUAAACAAAACACAGUAAGGUUAAGGAGCUUAAGGCAGUAGUACCCACAAAAAGUCCAAAAGUAUCAGAAAAUUAUAAGAAAAUGUGCAUAACAGUUGGUUAACAAUACAUGUACUACUUUUUGGUUUAUACCAUGACAAUAAUUAUUGAAUGUUCCCUGUAAAAUUGAAUGACUUGUUUAAAGUGUAUAUUACAUUGAAAAAAAGCUUGUCAUAUGUGCAAUAGCAGGGAUAAAUGUAAAUUUAUCCAUUUUAUAGAUAAAUAGUAUCACCGUAUCCCUUUUAUCCUGUAUCAAUUUGGCUUGACCUACCUUCCCCUUUUUCAUUAUUUUUUUCCUUUUCUAUUUUGUUAAGAUAUAUAUACUAUUUUAUUUGUCUCAUUAUACAUUAUUGUUGAUCAUCUGUGAUAUAAAGGGAGAUAAUAUUUUUCCAUGUUUAUAUUUUAGAUAAUUUUAUUUGUGAUAUUUCAAGGUGUUUUGUAAAAUAAUCUGCAAUUGUUACUGCUGUUAUAUUGUUAUGACUUUGUUAAAGACCAUGUAGAUUUUAUAAGUGUUAUGUUGACAAAGUUAAUAUAUUAGGUACAUUUAUAGUUGUAAGACUUUACUGCUGAAGAGAGCUGUUAAUGAGGGUAGGGAUGGCAUUGUAUAUCCCUUUCAUUAUCAGUGUUAGCAUCAAAUAAGCAUAAAAAAUGUUUCUUUAUUUAAAACAUUUACCAGUAACAUUUAUUUCAUCCAAAUGUUAACUAGAUUGUUGUGUUGGGGUACCCCAUUCCAACCCUCAUUAAUUUCUUAUAUUUUUAUUAAAUUUAUUCUAUUUUAUAAUGUUUAUAGAUCACAAUUUACAUUAUUUUAAGGAAAAGUAUUUCUUUUCUUUUUUUUAUUAAUUUUUUAAGCACUAAUUGAAUAUUUGACAUUCUUGAUAGGUCACAAGGUAUCUAUUUUUAGAGACAAUAUUGUUGACAGUAUUCCCAUUUGUAAAUAUUUAUUUAUUUUGUUUUCCUGCUGAUAAUAAAGCCAAGCUGUGAUGUCGAUCAUUA
Molecule: messenger RNA, 7518 nt
Organism: Mytilus trossulus (common blue mussel)
Lineage: Eukaryota; Metazoa; Mollusca; Bivalvia; Mytilida; Mytilidae
Exons: 37
Coding region: 232-5286 (1684 amino acids)
Molecular function (GO): protein binding
Source: RefSeq, a predicted model, not a curated record